UGUGGACCAAAUCCACAUUCGCCGCGCUGUGUAUUCUGGGAACACGCACUAGUUUCAAGAUGGCGGCGAGCAGGAGGCUGGCCAAGGAACUUGACGAGAUUCGCAGGUCUGGAAUGAAGAACUUCAGAAACAUUCAAGUUGAGGAAUCAAACCUAUUGUCAUGGCAAGGGCUCAUUGUUCCUGACAACCCCCCUUAUGACAAAGGUGCAUUCAGGAUCGAAAUCAUUUUCCCCACUGAGUACCCAUUCAAGCCUCCCAAGAUCACGUUCAAGACAAAAAUCUAUCACCCCAACAUUGAUGAGAAGGGCCAGGUGUGCUUGCCUGUAAUCAGUGCUGAGAACUGGAAGCCUGCCACCAAAACUGACCAAGUAAUUCAGUCCCUCAUUGCACUGGUGAACGACCCCCAGCCGGAGCAUCCCCUGAGGGCAGACCUAGCAGAAGAAUACUCAAAGGACCGUAAAAAAUUCUUGAAGAACGCUGAAGAGUUUACAAAGAAACAUGGUGAAAAGCGGCCAAUGGACUGAUCACCUGAUGAGUGUGGAGCCCUCUGUCUCUCUCUUUCUUCCCCUCUUCUUUAAUCUCUCUGCCCAAAUACCUAUCUUGCUCCCGCCUCUCUGCUCUCCCCCACACCUCACCUUCGCUCACUCUCCUUACCCCUUCGCUCCCAAAUCGCACCUCCCUGCAGCCCAGGAGCCGCCUAGCUAAAGCUAGGCAGCGGCAGCCUAUGCCGCCCUCCCCAUCCAGGACUCUCUGUGGAUCAGACAGCUUCCUCCCCCUCCUCUUCCUCCUCCUUCUCAGCCAUAAACAUCCAGACCAUUUCUAACUUUCUACUCUUUUCUUAAAGUGAAAAAUGGAAAAAGAAAUGCUAAGGGAACAUGAUGUUCAGAUGAAAUGUUAGAUGGAAAUACUCGGAGUAACGUGAUCAUUUUCUGUAGGAUUUUCCUCUAUAUAAACAACUAUUGUGUUAAAUAGAUUUCACAUAGACAUGGUUUUUCUGAGGUAUUUUAUUUUUUUCUGAGCAGGAAAAGUGGUUGAUUACUCAAUUUCUUUUACCCUUUCAUCAGUAAUCUUAACUAAAAACAAACAUGACUGAAAGAAGAGAAGCUGCAGCUUGGACUGGGAGCUAUGUGCUGACUGAUGUGUUUCCUUUACAUCACCUCCUUCUAGACUUGCACUGCACUCUGUGGAACAAUCCAUCUUGCAUCUUCCUCCCCAUGGUUUGUAACCCACUGAGCAGAAACAUACAAUAACAAGCCAUAUAUGAAUUGAAUUGUUAUUGCUAAAAAAGCUACAGAAGAUUCUUGAGUGUUAAAAUAGAAACAAUUGGUUCGUAGGUAUCAUCAGCAGGCCCUCAAAUACAAGCUGCAUGAUACUAUCUACACAUUUUCUCAAUAUACUUUGAUGAUGUUUUGCAACCUAGAUCGUUUGCACUCAGACCCUGCUGUUAAAACUGUUUUCUGCAUCACAAAUGGCUACUGUGAGUUUCUUUUACUAAUUUUUAUUAUUUUCUUUCUCCAACUUAACUUGUUUUGAUUGGCACUUGAUACAUUAAAUUGGUGGAAAUGUGGGAAGAA
Molecule: messenger RNA, 1574 nt
Organism: Hippoglossus stenolepis (Pacific halibut)
Lineage: Eukaryota; Metazoa; Chordata; Actinopteri; Pleuronectiformes; Pleuronectidae
Product: ubiquitin-conjugating enzyme E2 L3
Exons: 4
Coding region: 60-524 (154 amino acids)
Source: RefSeq, a predicted model, not a curated record